Messenger RNA from Neurospora tetraspora, 1560 nucleotides. RefSeq lists its product as uncharacterized. The transcript has a single exon. NCBI's taxonomy places the organism in Eukaryota, Fungi, Ascomycota, Sordariomycetes, Sordariales, Sordariaceae. The annotation marks the transcript as partial. The record is from RefSeq and is a predicted model, not a curated record.
GUGAUAUCCAUCACGCUGGUCUACCUCUUCGUCUACGCCGCCCUUCUGAUCGGGCAAAUCCUUUCCGCCAUUGCUGCCCCCAAUGCUCACACCAAGGGCAUAUUAACCAUUACCCGAUCUUUCACUUCCACUGUGACGGCCGGGGAAACAUUUACCACUACCGCUCCUUCUCCUGUUAUUGUCACUCAAACGGUCCACGAUGCCCCGUCCUCGUCCCCGUCUUCCAAGGCCGUAGAGACGGUCCACGACGUCCCCUCUGUCCCCUCCUCAUCCCCGCAGCCGAAGCCCAAGACGCCCGUUAACUUUCACGAGGAUUACAAAACUUGGUAUAUGUGGGAGGAACCGGACAUGUGGGAACACAACGGCUACAAGGGGAAGAACAUAAAGGGCAAGAGAUCCGUCGAGAAUAAGGACUGGAGAAGAAUCCCUACGGGACUCCCUACACCCAAGCCGGAGAUAGGGAAGGGGAAGAGAGAGUUGGAAAACGUGGAGGAUGCCAAUCUUUCGACUUCGUACCGGACGCUGACGGCCACCAUCACCCCCGCCCCCGCCCCAGUCGCCCCCCCGGCCCCCGCCACCACCCAGCAACAACAACAACAACCCCAACUCCUCCCCGGCCAAAUCCGCGCCACCCGCUCCGACCUCGACGGCAUCGCCGUCGGCUCAGGCGACUGGCAAGCCAAGAACAUUGACGAGGUGCACAUGUUCGUCUGGGACGCCGAUCAUCCCGAGUAUGUGGCGAUUGGCGGGCAGUAUGCUGCGUUGGUUAGUACGCUUGUGAAGGCAGCGGCGCCGGCUCCGAGUCCGAGUGAGAGUCCGAGUCCGAGUGAGAGUCCGAGUCCGAGUCCGCAGGUUCAGGUGACAACGCAGCAACAAGAGGAAGGAGACCAGCCAGAUGGCGUAACAAGAAUCACACUCCCCGGCCAAACGACCGAGUCCAUACUCAUGACGAUGAACGUGACAACAACCAUUACGUUUCCUUCGGCCGAGGUCUCAACGAGCUUGGUUACCAUCCCCGCUGGGCAGAUUGGGAAUAGUGAGGCGACGGUUUUGUCGGUUGUGGUCCCUGCUACUACCUCGGCUGCUGAGGCUCCCGUGGCUCCUGACCCGGGGCCUGUGGUGGUGAACACUGCGGCUGCGGCUGCCGGGGCCAGUGACAGUGUGGUGACGAGCUUGCUUACCGUGUCCGCUGGACAGGUGGGGAAUAAGGAGGCGACGGUGAUGACGGUUUUGGUGCCGGUUGAGAGUGAGACUACUCCUUCCGAGGCUGUGGUCCCUGCUCCCGCUGCUUCGACUCCGGCUGCUUUGACUCCUACGACUACUUCUUUUAUUACUUUUACCCCUCCGGUUCCGGCUCCUGCGGUGAAUACCACCCCUUCCGCUACCGCUGCGGCGAGCACAUCGGUAUCGGUAUCGGAGGGCCCACAGGCACAAAAGAGUCCAAGUCCAAAGGCACAGUCGGAGAAUAAUGUGGAGUGGGAGACGGUGGUGCCGGGACAGGAGGUGGUGGUUAAUGGGCAGACGGUGGAAGUGGUGACGGUUAUGACUGGGGGGCCUUGA